This is a messenger RNA of Oenanthe melanoleuca, 1377 nucleotides long. RefSeq lists its product as uncharacterized. The transcript has 4 exons. The record is from RefSeq and is a predicted model, not a curated record. NCBI's taxonomy places the organism in Eukaryota, Metazoa, Chordata, Aves, Passeriformes, Muscicapidae. Bases 94 to 411 code for a protein of 105 amino acids.
CCGCCGCCGCCGCCCGCCCCGCGCUGCCCGCACGCAAAAUGGCCGCCGGCGGCCGAGGCGGGCCCGGGCGCUGAGCGACGCUGAGCCCCGCUAAUGGCGAGCCGGGAGGGGCGGCACCUCCGGGGUCGUGCGGCUUCCACUUCUGCUUCCUGCCGGGGCGCGUUUGAAUGUGUGGGGGGUGGUCAGACAAGGCUGCACAAAGGUAGAUGCCAGUUUGCAAUGAGUCUUAAAACCUUCUGGAAGGACAACAAAGUUCUGAUUAUUAUGGGAACUGGCCUGGGGCUAGUGCACUGGGGCUGGUAUUACUUGAAGUCCAGUCCUAUUUUCCAAGUGAAGACAGAGAAUUUUGUUCAAGAACCUGGGAUUCUGACGUUCAUGAUGCAAAGCGAACGCAAAAAUAAAGAAAAAUAGCAUUAGUACUUUGAUUUUUGGGUAUAACUAAGCUUGAAGAUUUUCAUCUGUGACUGUUGCCAGAAAAGAUGAAGAAAACUACCUGGAAUAGAAAGAACUUUCUGCUUGUAGCAGGACUGUCACUUAUAGGUGUCCAUUUGGGAAGCAUGGUUGUAAACUAUGUUGCAAAAAAGUCUGCUCAAUCUCAAUCAGAAGCUAAGAGAUCAUCCUGAAUGAAAUAGCUUCCUGCUGUCACUAUUUAUCAGUUUUGUAACAUGAUUAAAGCCUUGUUUUAAGAGCUCUGUCAUGAGUAGUUUCAGGAAUGUUAUAUAUACUGUUUCACACUGAAAAUAAUAAUCCUUACCAGCAAAGAAUUAAAAUGUACUACUCUUAAAAGUGCAAUGAAUUAUUGAUCCAAGUAAAAAUGAAAUGUUUUGUUGGCUAGAAUUAAAACCUUACCUUCAAAAUGUCUCGCCUUGAAGCUAAAAAGCCUCCGUUAUUUAUUAGCGAGCCUUUAACUGGAGAUGCAGUGAGUCAGUCACUGUCUCUGCUGAGUGGAAUAUUAAAAUCUUCCUACGGUCCAGCUGGUCGGCUCAAGCAGCUCCACAAUGGUGUGGGGGGCUGUGUUUGUGCCACUUCCCAAUCCUCAGCCCUCCUGGGGCACCUUUCCAUCAGCCAGCCCGUGCUGCGUGUGCUGACAGCCUCCGUCCGGAACCACGUGUCACGGUUCAGCGACUGUGGCUUGUUCACUGCCAUCCUUUGCUGUGGCUUCAUUGAAAAUUUCAGGAGCCUGAAUGUUGCACCUUUUACUGUCGUUAAAAUUAGCAAGCAUCUUCUGAGUCUGUGCAUGGACCACCUGAAAUCUGAGGCUUGUGGGUGCCGGGUGUCUGUGGAUUUUAGCAGUGUUGGGACUCUUGUUUGUUUGGUUCGUAGCAUUUUAACAAGCAAACCUGCUUGCAUGCUUAAUAAAACUGAAGUUGAUCAUCU